AACGCGGAAAUUCACCACGAAUCCAUGCCUGGCAAAACAUUUUGCCCAUCACUAGUUACUACAUGAAUAGGGUGCCACAUAAUAUGCCAAUGUGAAUGAUUCUCAAACCUGAGACAUAUCUGUCCAAUGCCCAUCCAUAUAAGGCUCAGGCAGCCAAUGGGGAGCCCUAAAUGCGGGAAGGGGGAGGGGGUUGGGACAAAUCACUUACAGCCAACUCCCUGCUACUGUGUGAAAGUGAAAGCAGCAACAACAUCAGCAGCAGUCGGUCUUUGCUCAGCCAUUAUCUGACAGGGAAGGGAUGGGAAAUGGCGCGGCCGCUGCUGGAUACAUUCUGCCUUCUCUCCUGGAUUUGCUGCAGCUCAGUCUGUUCUGCACUGAAGGUAUCGGAUCCUCCCUCUCACAAAGCCCUUCUGGGUUCUACAGCUUCUCUCCCUUGCACCUUCUCUCUGGGCAAAUCUCCCAUUGACCACUCAGCAUUGUCCAUCAUCUGGACCUUCAGAGACAAGGAGAUUCUUAGGUACAACAAGGGUCGGACCCUCUCCCAAGCCCGACUGUCUCUGGAUGCUCAGGCCAUAGAGGAAGGGAGGGUGUCUCUGUCGGUCUCCAAUGUAACUGUCUCUGAUGAGGGAACCUACACAUGUGUUGUGAGUUAUAACAUGAAACAAGAACAAGGAGUCAAAUUAGAAGUUGCAGCCGUUCCCAUGGUGACGAUAAGUAGAUCUAAGGAGAACCUGCGCUGCUCAGUGAGUGGGUUCUACCCUGUGGAUAUUGGGGUAACUUGGCUCAGAGACGGGGAGCCCAUACCCCAUUCCUCUAAUAUAGACAAAGCCAUAAGGACAUGGAGUAAUGCAGACGGCACCUACACACUGAACAACUCACUGAGUGUGGCCCCUGGGGGAGACCAGAGAGAGGGGACUUACUCCUGCCAAGUGGAACACAAGUCCCUGCCGGAGCCUCUUCUCAAGGAUCUCCAGUUGGUCUAUAGAGACAACGAGGGGAAAUCCUGUGCAGGGAACAUAGUGGCGGCCAUAUUUGUCACCGCGCUGCUGAUGGGGGCCGGGGUCGCUGUGGGGCUCUGGUGUCUCAUCUACAAGAGGAAACUGAAGCCCCAGGAUUCCAUGGCACUUUCCCUGACUGACUCCGGAGAGGUUCUGAGCUGCCUGACCCUGCGAGAGUUUUACCCCAGAGGGAUCCAGAUCAGAUGGAGCUGUGGGUUUGGUUACUACCGGGAUCUGGAAUCCAUCAGUGAAAGAUUUACUCACAAUUCUAGCAAUACUUACAAUACUGAGAGUGAGUGUAAGAUCCCGGGGCAACUCUUCAUAGACCCAGGAUUCAAAGUGCGAGUGACCUGGAACCAACAAUCCGGCGCCGGGCAGGGGUCCCGGGAGUUCUCUGCCAGAGAUCCAGAAUUCCCCUGGCGCCCACAGAUGGAGGAGUUAAUUACCCCUAACCUGAUACACGGCACAGAGGGCAGAUUCCAGUGUAAGAUCUGGGGGUAUUUCCCUGAUGCUCUGGAGGUGAAAUGGCUGAGGAGAGAAGCAGGGGGGCAGGAAUUAUUCUCUGUGUCUCCCAGUGAGAAAUACAAGAUCCCAGAGAUGGAGCAGAAGAGAGAAGCUGAUGGGACCUUCUCCUGCACAGCCGCCCUCAUUGUCUCUGUGUCACUAGCAAGUGAGCAGGGGGUGCAAAUUAUCUGCCGGGUGGGGCACCCCAGUCUGGGGGAACCCCUAGAGAGACGCAUCGGGGCCCUCAGGGUGGGAGGGGCCCCGGUUAUAAGGAGCAUCACUUACAUGGGGGAUAAAGUAACAGCAGAAAUAGACCAGUUCCACCCACAGGGCAUUACAGUGACUUGGAGUCGGAACAAGGAAGGGAAGGAUGACAAAUAUGAAGAGUAUGAAGCCCCCCGUAUCACUAAUGAGUCCCACCCUAACAGUGACGGCACCUACAGGAUAAUCAGCUCCUGUGAUACAAAGGGGAAAGUUAGGAACAAAGAUAAACAGAUAAAGCUGCGAGUGGAACAUGAGGCCCUGGGGACCCCCAUUGAGAGGAUCAUUCUGCAUAAGGAAGGGAAGUAUUAUGAGCAGCGCGGGGACCAGAACAUUCCUGUGCCAGAACAUAAGGAGUAAAGUGUGCCGAGGCCGCUGUAUGGGCAGGUGGGAGAAUCCUGGCUCAGAGAUGGAGCUGCUAC
Messenger RNA from Xenopus tropicalis (tropical clawed frog), 2185 nucleotides. RefSeq lists its product as uncharacterized. Lineage: Eukaryota; Metazoa; Chordata; Amphibia; Anura; Pipidae. The record is from RefSeq and is a predicted model, not a curated record. The coding region runs from base 171 to 2123 and encodes 650 amino acids. The transcript has 9 exons. Gene Ontology annotation, cellular component: endoplasmic reticulum membrane; plasma membrane; Golgi membrane.